Molecule: messenger RNA, 680 nt
Organism: Aspergillus wentii DTO 134E9
Lineage: Eukaryota; Fungi; Ascomycota; Eurotiomycetes; Eurotiales; Aspergillaceae
Exons: 1
Coding region: 27-557 (176 amino acids)
Source: RefSeq, a predicted model, not a curated record
GGAUCUUCGAAUGUGCAGUGACAGAAAUGGCCGAUGCGGGUACCCCAUACGCUGAGAUUGGUCAGACGGUCCUCUGUAAUCUUGAUCUGCGCAAUGAUCAAGAUUAUCCGCUAUACAAGGAUGUGGAGGUAGGUGAUCCCCAUGAGCGGCCUAGACAACUUCACGGAUCGUCACAGCUUCAUCGAGCUCGUGAUCCGCUUCUUUCACCCACAGUCAACGAUGAUGAUGAUGGUCCCCCGCACUCUGACUCGUCUCUAUCAUCUGCGAGCGUCCACCUCCACCCAGAGUCAAUCAACGUCGUGCGCUGGCCCUUUUUCAAAGACGAAGACGACCUAGAGAGAUUCACCAAGGGCGAUGAUCCGGAGGACAGAAUCAACAGCGAGGCCCGGCCUGAACCUAGGUCGAAAAAGGGGGAAAUGAGCCUCAGACAGGUUCCACGCUCCUCUAGAUUCUAUGAGCAUCUAGACGAGUCCCUUUCAUCGGAACAAGAGCCGACGAUUGCCCGUCACGCGAGUUCUGAGAAUCUCCGUCGCGGCAAACUACGCAAGAGACGGUGAGGAAGAGAUCAUGGUGAGAGAGGGGUGUUAGUGCUUCAUUUUGCUUUAUCUCUCGUGUUGCAUUUGUGGUGGGGGGUUUUGUUUAUGGUUCACGCAUAUAUAUGUUCGACAUUGGUAUACGCG